UAGGCUUUAGCAAGUAUUUCUUCAUCCACAGUAUCGAGAACCCCACGUUGCACAAAAAAAGGUGGGUGGCAUCUGUUUACUUACUAUAAAUAGGAGCCAUAAUCCAAAAUCAAUCCACAAGCAAAAAAAAGAGAGAGAAAAUAAUGGAUUUUCAGAGGAUUCAAUUGACACCAUGGGAGUAUCUUCUAUCAUCACGAGCUCUUAAUGGCUACCAAGUUUCUCAAGAGAAUCAUAUUCGUUUGAGGAAAGAGGAGAUAAAAGUGGAGAUCGAAGAUUCUAUAUACUUAAUCAUACGCACGGAGACCACGGAUAGAUCGCCGGUCCCAACGGUUAGGAGUUUCAAGAGGAAAUUCCGGUUACCAGAAUCGAUAGAUAUAACCGGAAUAUCAGCUGGUUAUGAAGACGGUGUGUUGACUGUGAGUGUACCAAAGGUGGUUUUGAGAAGGAGGAGUUUCUUUAUUGAUCCUUCUGAUGUUCCUGAAAGUCUUCAAGUUCUUGCAAGAGCUGCUUAAACAAGUCGCUUUUGUUUCUUUCUUCCUUCUGUCAAGACUAGUUUGAUCUUUGCUUUUUAAAAAGUCUGGUUUCUAAUCUUUUAUUGGUACUUAACUGCUGUGUGCAGUUUAUAUAUUAAUCCAAAUCCUAAGUUUGUGCCUUCAAAAGGAAAGGUAAAAAAUGGUUCCAUGAGAAUUGUUUGGUCUUUACUCA
Messenger RNA from Brassica oleracea var. oleracea, 705 nucleotides. RefSeq names its product 15.4 kDa class V heat shock protein. NCBI's taxonomy places the organism in Eukaryota, Viridiplantae, Streptophyta, Magnoliopsida, Brassicales, Brassicaceae. The record is from RefSeq and is a predicted model, not a curated record. The coding region runs from base 144 to 512 and encodes 122 amino acids. Gene Ontology annotation, biological process: response to heat; response to salt stress; protein folding. The transcript is spliced from 3 exons.